AUGGCUUACGAAGGUUACGCUGAGGUUCGUGCGAUCCCGGGCAUAGGAUUCGGCGUUUUUGCUACAAAGAAUAUCCCUAAAGGAACGUACCUUCUUAACGAGCCUCUCACACUAUUUAUCUCUGAUGACCGCUUCGUUGAGAGGUUCUGCCGUGCGUGGCAGCAAUUAUCCCUUGGCAACAAACAGAAGAUUCUUGCUCUUCACUGUGACCCUGGAAGGUAUGAACAAGCGAACGGCCAGCGUUCAGACUUUGAAAGAUGGAGUAGAUCUCAGUAUAGAGGUCGUUCUCUUACAGAGUCUUAUCCACAGCACAUUAAGCGUGUAGAGGAGCUCAUCAGAGCCCGUGCAAUUGUCUGGACAAAUUGCGCAUCGGUGGGUAGUAGAAAUGGUAUUGCGGUGUACCCAAUAUUCAGUCGCAUCAACCACUCAUGCGAUCCAAAUUGUGAUUGGAAUAUUAACGAAUCCCCUUACAAUUUAUACAUCCAAGCAAAGAAAAAUAUCAAGGUCGGCGAGCAACUUUCUAUCACUUACGACUCCUCAAUCAGCAGUUUAUCAAGUCCUGCAAGCUUAGAAAAAAGGCGAGAACGUCUUCGUGGUUGGGGAUUUGAAUGCGCUUGUAGUAGAUGCGUAGAAGAAGAAAAUCGUUUACGUCCGGCUGCUCCAGCGGCUCCAGUGGCUCCAGCUGCCCCAGCAAUUGACCAGGAAGACGAAAUUCAAAGUGGAUCAAUAAAUUUACCUAAAGUCACGAACUGGUCUAGUGCAUGGAACUGGGCUCGGCCAGCGGAAGGUGAGUUGAACGAUGAAUUAUCAAUGAUAGAAGAGGAAGAAGAAGAAAAAGAAGACGGGUUGACAUAUAAGACCAUUGACAAUCCGGGUGAUAGCUAUACCAAUUUUCAACCAAUAUUUAAACCUCUAUUCCCAACUGCAGAGGACCUGAUGGAGAGACUCCACGCAUUCGGGCAGAGACAACAAAACGCGGGAGAUCAAUUUGCCCAAACACCGGCAGCCCAGGAAUUGUCGCUCGUGUGGCAAGACAAUAAUGGCGAAGCUCAGAGAUCGGAGAUCGUCAAGCAGCAAUUGGCGAUGAACCAAAAACUGCAUAAGGAAGUCGCGGAUUUAUUGGCAACUGGAAGGGGUAAGUCGGCGCCGAAAGAGUCCUAUUACUCAAAGUAUUGUACUUAGAUUAGUAGCACCUACUACGAUUCCAUUCUUCUCUUAAUACCUGCUAGUUACCUAGAUA
Annulohypoxylon maeteangense is the source of this 1240-nucleotide messenger RNA. RefSeq lists its product as uncharacterized. The coding region runs from base 1 to 1182 and encodes 393 amino acids. The transcript has a single exon. Gene Ontology annotation, molecular function: protein binding. The record is from RefSeq and is a predicted model, not a curated record. NCBI's taxonomy places the organism in Eukaryota, Fungi, Ascomycota, Sordariomycetes, Xylariales, Hypoxylaceae.